AUGAGCAGUCAAUACUUGAACGAGCCGAUCACGACCGGAAAGGUGAUUCUCCAAACGUCAGCCGGCGAGAUCGAGUGCGAGUUGUGGUGUAAAGAGGCGCCGAUGACUUGUCGAAAUUUCAUUCAAUUAUGCAUGGAAGGCUACUACAACGGAGCACCAUUUCAUCGUCUUGUCAAAGAUUUCAUCAUACAGGGAGGCGAUCCAACAGGCACCGGUCAAGGCGGUGAGAGUAUUUAUGGGAAACCAUUUAAAGAUGAAUUUCAUCAACGUUUGACGUAUAACCGACGCGGUUUACUCGGAAUGGCGAAUUCGGGCAGAGACGCAAACGGAUCACAAUUUUUCAUCACUCUCGGCACUGAGCCACAACAAGUUCGCGAGUUGACAAGGAAACAUACAUUGUUUGGAAAGAUCGUCGGCCCGACAAUGUUCAACAUGUUGAAGAUGACCGAAGUGGAUGUGGAUGCGAAUGAGAGGCCAAAAACCCUUUACAAGAUCACCGGAGCCACCGUGUUGACGAAUCCGUUUAAGGAUAUUCGACCAAGAGAAAAAGAACGUCGUGAGAAGAAAAAAGAGACGAAAGUGGUGGAAACGAAAAAAUUAAAUCUUUUAUCGUUUGGCGAUGAAGCAGAAGAGGAUGAGGAGGAGCUCACACACAUUAACAAGAAACUCUCGGGUAAAGGGAAAAGUGCGCACGAUGUACUCGACGAUGAACGCUUGAGUAAACAGGUGGCCGUGACACGAGAUGAAAUGGCUGACUAUGAGCCGGAAGACGACGAGCAGCAUCCAACAUCAAUGAGUCGAAUUCGAGAAAAGCUGGGAAAGAAGCGGAAGUAUAACGACGAGAAAAAGCCUGAUGAAGAUGAGGAUUUGGAUUCGAUUAUUGAGCAAGAGAGAAAGGAAAAAGAACAGGAAAGGAUAAAGGAAAUGGCUGGCGAGUUAAAAUCUCUUCAAAAAGAGUAUAUAAAAGCACUUCGAGGACCAAAAGAAAAGAAGACUGAGGAGAGUGAC
Mesorhabditis belari is the source of this 1008-nucleotide messenger RNA. The record is from the annotation of a GenBank genome assembly. Lineage: Eukaryota; Metazoa; Nematoda; Chromadorea; Rhabditida; Rhabditidae.